AUGCGGUUGCCUAGGCCCUACACUGCAAGUCUCACACCAUUGCAAGAUCCAUUCCGCCCUCAGGCCCAGGGCACGACAGUGGCCAGCCUUCCUGAGCUUCUCGGUGGAAGAGCCCUACGGUCGGCGCAAUGCGACCGGGACGAGGCCCUAGAGCGCUGGAACCCGUACCCGGAGUGGCAGGGCAUCCCCCGCGGGGCAUGCCUCCGGGACGCCUCAUCGUUCCCGCCGGGUACGGUAAAAAGGAAUGCAAAGGAUGUUCCGUAG
Puccinia triticina is the source of this 264-nucleotide messenger RNA. RefSeq lists its product as uncharacterized. NCBI's taxonomy places the organism in Eukaryota, Fungi, Basidiomycota, Pucciniomycetes, Pucciniales, Pucciniaceae. The transcript has a single exon. Bases 1 to 264 code for a protein of 87 amino acids. The record is from RefSeq and is a predicted model, not a curated record.